AUUCCAUGCAAUUUCAGCUGGAAGAUUUGAGAAUAUUCAUUCCGGGCCCACUGCAGUCGCAGUUCAUUUUGAAGCAGCUAUUUCUAUUCAUAUAUACCUUCCCUUUCCCCUCGAAAAAUCACGUUCUCACUGCAUCUGGUAAAUUUUGCCACAUGGACCUGGGAAUGCGAUUCUGGGCGUGAUUGCACGUUUAUUUUUUUUUUGUAUCCGGCCGAGAAGGCAAGGAAGGGUGAGAGAAGGAGAGAUUUAAAAAAAAUAAAAGAAAUAAAAAGCAAAUGUCUUCGUGCUGCGAUAAAAGUUGCCCAUCGCGAAUGGUCAACUCAUCUCAUCUCUCCCAGGAAGACACUGGUGUGGAAAGUGGUGACAGCAUAUGCCCAGAUGGCAAUGUGGACAAUAAUGUCGGCGAAGAGAGUCAGGGAGAAAAUACUAGAGAUCCGGAAAACCAACUAUCCGAUGGCGACUUUGAAGCACUAUCCAAAAAUGAUCAGGGGUGGAGGAAAAUAGUACGGAAUUUUACACCUUCAUGGUUCACCGUGAAUAUGGGGACUGGGAUAGUCUCUAUCCUUCUCUUCAAUCUCCCAUACAACGGAGUGUGGCUCUACUGGAUAUCUGUUGUCAUUUUUGGGCUCAAUACAAUUUUGUUCAGCACGUUUCUGACAAUCUCCAUCUUGCGAUAUACCCUUUGGCCGGAGAUCUGGGGUGUUAUGCUCAAACACCAGGUUCAGUCACUUUUCAUCGGGACAUUUCCGAUGGGGUUUUCCACCAUCGUGUCGAUGAUUUCUCUGGUGUGUUCGCCUGUGUGGGGCAAUUGGGUGCAGAUAGUCACCUGGGCAUUAUGGAUAGUCGACUCCGUCAUUUCGCUUGCGUGUGCUGUCGGCUUCCCGUUUAUGUUAAUGAUACCUGGGAGACAAACGGAUUUACCUUCAAUGACCGCGGUAUGGCUGUUGCCCGUCGUCAGUACGAUCGUUGCGGCGUCUACCGGUGCAGUUGUAGCCGAUUACCUACCAACGCCACAACUCAGUCUGUGGACAAUCAUAGCUUCGUAUAUUCUCUGGGGCCUGGGGAUAUUAUUUUCCAUGAUAAUCCUCGCGGUGUAUUUUAAGAGGCUGGCGCUGUACAAGCUACCACCGAAAGCCAUGAUCGUCAGUACUUGCAUUCCUCUUGGACCAAUGGGUCAAGGGGGUUUUGUUAUCCUAAAACUCGGUGUCGAUGCGAAGAAAUUCUUCCCGCUGAAUAAUACCCUUGAUGCAACUGCUGGUGACGUAUUCUAUGCAGUCGGAUUCAUGAUCGCAUUGAUUCUCUGGGGGUUCGGUCUCCUGUGGAUGCUUUCUGCGAUUAUUUCUAUUGCUCAAUGCAAGCGAAUUCCCUUUUCAAUGGGAUGGUGGGCCUCCAUUUUCCCGCUGGGCGUUUAUGCUAAUUGCACCAUACUGAUGGCGAAAGAAAUGCCAUCUCAAUUUUUCAAAGUGCUUGGUACAGAAUAUCAGAGUAGUAACCUUCAGACUCCACAGGAGCCAUCACUGGGGCCAGACGGGGAGGAAAUCAGAGGAAUCCCUAGCAUCAACUCCAGCGUUGAUUCAUCACUUUCGGCCCUCCAUUGUUUACCUCAUUUGACACCUUUGAUAUCCAAAUAUGACGCCUUCCUAGUCGCAUGCUACUCAGUGCAUCCGCUGGUUGGAAUGCUGAAUGAGCAGAUUGGCAUCGUUACACCAAAUGCAAAGGCUCAGUUUAGAAAGAAGUACGUGACUGGUAUAUUCGAGGCAAGCGUGUGGAAAAGUAUUUCCCUACUACGUUCUAUUUCUGCUGUCAAUUCCAACGCCGAUGCUGGCAAGGGACUUGGGCCAGCAUUCGGAAUCAUUUCCACUGGGGAUGUAUGGAAGGAGAUAUUUGAAAACGCCGUGCCGGAGCUGCUGCGACGGCGCUCAGAUUUUGGGACGGAUAACAAUGUGGACCUGGAGUCAUUAUUUGCUGGGGUCGAGACCACAGGGCUUAGUGCUGUUGAGUUGCAUACUACACCUGCAGAAGAGGUCGAGAAAAGAAUGGUAGAAGCAACGGAACGAUUAAUUAACAGGGCUGGGAAACAAAUAGCAGCCAUAUGUCUCGGAUGCGCGGGGAUGGCAGGCAUGGACGGAGUUGUCCGUCUAGGGUGCAUAAGAGCGCUUGGUCCAGUGCUGGGAGAAAAAGUCGUUAUCAUCGAAGGAGUCGUUGCCGGAGUGGAACAACUGUUUGCAGGGCUGGAGUUCGGCCCAAGCUGCAGGAACCAGUUUGCUCGACUUAAUUUCCAACUUUCCCCUCCACCACGCGAGGACGCGUUCUCCACAUCAAAAUCAACAACAGCUUCAAGCAAAGUCAGGAAGAUGCCAAGGGAGAUCAUCACAAUCCAGGCUGGCCAGUGCGGCAACAAUGUUGGUAGUCAAUUCUGGCAGCAGCUAUGCCUCGAACAUGGAAUAAACAAAGAUGGGAAUUUAGCAGAGUUUGCGACUGAGGGAGGAGAUCGAAAAGAUGUCUUUUUCUACCAGAGUGACGAUACACGAUACAUUCCUCGAGCUAUAUUACUUGACCUAGAGCCAAGGGUUCUGAAUACCAUCCAAACCGGCGCCUAUCGCAACAUAUACAACCCUGAGAACUUUUUCAUUGGUAGGCAGGGGAUCGGUGCAGGGAAUAAUUGGGCUGCCGGAUAUGCGGCCGGUGAGAUUGUUCAGGAAGAGGUUUUCGAUAUGAUAGAUCGGGAAGCAGAUGGCAGUGAUUCAUUAGAGGGAUUUAUGUUGCUUCAUUCCAUCGCAGGUGGAACCGGGUCCGGAUUAGGGAGUUAUAUUCUCGAACGAAUGAACGAUCGAUUCCCUAAAAAAUUAAUCCAGACCUACUCCGUGUUUCCUGACACACAGGCAGCCGAUGUUGUUGUCAAUCCCUAUAACAGCCUGUUGGCCAUGAGAAGAUUGACACAAAAUGCAGAUUCAGUGGUUGUCGUGGACAAUGGUGCCCUUUCCCGAAUUGCUGCAGACCGAUUACAUGUGCAAGAACCUUCAUUUCAACAAACCAAUCAAUUGGUUUCUACUGUUAUGUCCGCAUCCACCACCACCCUUCGAUAUCCAGGGUACAUGCAUAACGACCUCGUCAGCAUCCUGGCGAAUCUCAUACCAGAUCCUCGUACCAGAUUCCUCAUCACGUCAUACACGCCUUUUACCGGUGAUAAUGUCGAACAAGCAAAGACAGUCCGAAAAACCACCGUACUAGAUGUUAUGCGUCGACUCCUCCAACCUAAAAACCGCAUGGUCUCAAUCGUACCCAGUAAAUCCAGCUGCUAUAUCAGCAUAUUCAAUAUCAUUCAGGGUGAAGCAGCUCAGACGGAUGUUGAUAAAUCGAUUCUCAGGAUUCGUGAACGUCGCCUGGCCACAUUUAUCCCCUGGGGGCCAGCUAGCAUCCACGUCGCUGUUCCCAAACGCUCUCCAUACCUGCCCAAUACUCAUAGGGUAAGUGGAUUAAUGCUGGCAAACCACACCUCGGUGGCAACCCUCUUCAAGAGGAUUGUUAGUCAGUACGAUCGGCUACGCAAGCGCAAUGCGUUCUUGGAACAAUAUAAAAAGGAAGCCCCAUUCGCGGAUGGAUUGGGGGAGUUUGACGAAGCCAGGACUGUGGUUAUGGAUCUCAUUGCGGAAUAUGAAUCUGCAGAAAAACCUGAUUACGCAGGUGGCGGGACGGAUAUAGAGGAGAAUUGA
Molecule: messenger RNA, 3713 nt
Organism: Histoplasma capsulatum G186AR
Lineage: Eukaryota; Fungi; Ascomycota; Eurotiomycetes; Onygenales; Ajellomycetaceae
Product: tubulin gamma chain
Exons: 15
Coding region: 312-3713 (1133 amino acids)
Biological process (GO): cytoplasmic microtubule organization; transmembrane transport; microtubule nucleation
Cellular component (GO): gamma-tubulin complex; plasma membrane; microtubule
Molecular function (GO): GTP binding; sulfite transmembrane transporter activity
Source: RefSeq, a predicted model, not a curated record